Molecule: messenger RNA, 1677 nt
Organism: Pararge aegeria (speckled wood butterfly)
Lineage: Eukaryota; Metazoa; Arthropoda; Insecta; Lepidoptera; Nymphalidae
Product: matrix metalloproteinase-25-like
Exons: 9
Coding region: 28-1611 (527 amino acids)
Biological process (GO): collagen catabolic process; proteolysis; extracellular matrix organization
Cellular component (GO): extracellular matrix
Molecular function (GO): zinc ion binding; metalloendopeptidase activity
Source: RefSeq, a predicted model, not a curated record
UGUACGCACGCUUCUGACCAUUCGAUCAUGAACAUGGGAUCGCGCAAUUGUGUCCCAGUGUCCCUUCUAGGGUAUAUAGCAUUUGUAGCUUUUAUCUAUAUUAGCGGCAGUGCCGUGUCAGCCAAAACAAUAUUCCUGGAAGAAAAUGCACCUACUUUGGACGAGGUUAACUUCAUGAAGAAAUAUGGCUACUUACAAGAAGUGCCGUCCUCGGUGAGCAUGACCUACACCAGCCAGUCUAUCGCUGAGGCUGUGACGAGGAUGCAGAACUUCGCUGGUCUUCCGCCUACGGGGUACCUUGACGAUGAGACCAGAAAGCUAUUUAAAAGAAGACGCUGUGGCGUAAAAGACAUCGAGGCAAAGUUCUCAACUCAUCGUAGAAAGCGAUACAUUCUGCAGCAAGGAUGGGGCAAGAAGGCUAUUACAUACAGGGUGAUCAACGGGACGAGCACCCUGCCCAAGACCCGCGUUGAGUCCUUGAUGAAGACUGGUCUGGAGGUGUGGGCGCCACACGGAGGACUGAACUUCCGGAUGGUGGACCACAGCAAGGCUGACAUUGAGGUGUCGUUUGCCAGCAAGGAUCACGGGGACGGGUUUCCUUUUGACGGGCCAGGUCGCGUGGUGGCCCACGCGUUCCCGCCCCCACACGGCGCGAUGCACUUCGAUGAUGACGAGAUCUGGGGCGACAACCCUAGCGAGGACGACGAGGAUAUCACAGACUUCUUUGCUGUAGCCGUACACGAGAUAGGCCACGCGCUAGGGCUGUCACACUCCAACGUAAAGGCUUCUGUAAUGUACCCGUAUUACCAGGUGCCCGUCGAGAAGCUUCAUGAAGACGAUAUAAUGGGGAUGCAGGAACUAUACUUAAAAGAGGACGUGCACUCGCCCGCUCUGGAGGUAAGGACGGAGAGCGCGGUGUCCGGCCGAUCGUCGCUUGCACCACGCUUUACCAAGGCCGACAGCGAAGAAGACGAGAAUGACGUGCCUGACCUCUGCUACACCAACUACGACACCAUCCAGGUGCUGCAGGGGAAGAUCUACGUCUUUGAGGAGGAGUGGAUGUGGGUGCUGAGCGAGAAGAAAACCAUCUUGGAGGGAUACCCGAAGAGGUUCCAUGAAGUGUUCAUAGGCCUGCCGAGGCACAUCAAUGUAAUCAGAACUAUCUACGAGAAGCAAAACGGUCACAUCGUUGUAUUCUCAGGUCGCAGUUACUGGGAGUUCAGCGCUCGGUUCCGCCUAGUCAAGCGCGGUAGAAUCACCGAGUACAAGAUUCCCCAAGUGCCAGAGCUUACCACAGUGUUUAUAUCAAAUUACAACAAUAAGACCUACCUCAUCGAGUACGAGAGGUACUGGCGGUAUGACGAAGCUACCAAGACUAUGGACAGGGGGUACCCGAAGGAGAUGUCCGCUUGGAGAAAUGUGCCGUAUCCUGUUGACGCGGCUAUCAUUUGGAAGGGAGACACGUUUUUCUUCCGCGGGCCGAGGUUCUGGCGUUUCGACAACCAUCAAAUCAGAGCACACCAGUACUACCCGUUGCCCACGGCGCAGAUAUGGUUCCCCUGCCCCUCCACACCAGACAUGAUGCAAUACACGACAAACGAUGAACCAUAGUAUAGACUAAAAUUAUGAUUUCUUAUGUAAAUAUGACUAUAUUUUAUUACAUGCUAAAACAAUGUA